Messenger RNA from Notodromas monacha, 2184 nucleotides. NCBI's taxonomy places the organism in Eukaryota, Metazoa, Arthropoda, Ostracoda, Podocopida, Cyprididae. The record is from the annotation of a GenBank genome assembly.
AUGUUGACAAAAUUUGAGAAUAAAAGUGCUCGCGUGAAGGGGCUUUCGUUUCACCCGAAGAGGCCAUGGAUUCUGGCGUCGUUGCACACGGGAGUCAUUCAGCUAUGGGACUACAGAAUGUGCACUCUGUUGGAGAAAUUCGACGAGCAUGACGGCCCUGUGAGAGGCAUUCAUUUCCAUGACAAACAGCCCUUGUUUGUAUGGAACUACAAGCAACACCGAUGCUUGUUCAACCUCCUCGGCCAUUUGGACUACAUUCGCACCACGUUCUUCCAUCACGAAUACCCUUGGAUCCUGUCUGCGUCCGAUGACCAAACGAUUCGGAUUUGGAAUUGGCAAUCCCGGAACUGCGUCUGCGUGCUGACCGGGCACAAUCAUUACGUGAUGUGUGCCCAGUUUCAUCCGAGUGAGGACUUGGUUGUGUCUGCUUCCUUGGACCAAACUGUCCGUGUGUGGGACAUUUCUGGGCUGCGAAAGAAGAAUGUUGCUCCUGGACCCGGUGGAUUGGAGGAUCAUUUGAGGACACCUGGUGCCACGGAUUUGUUCGGCCAGGUGGAUGCCGUAGUGAAGCACGUUCUCGAAGGGCACGACAGAGGCGUCAACUGGGCAGCGUUUCAUCCGUCUCUGCCAUUAGUAGUUUCCGGUGCUGACGAUCGCCAAAUUAAAUUAUGGCGGAUGAGCGAGUCCAAAGCCUGGGAAGUGGACACUUGCCGUGGACACUACAACAACGUUUCCUGCGCCUUGUUUCAUCCGCGUCAGGACAUGAUGUUGUCCAACAGCGAGGACAAGAGUAUCAGAGUGUGGGACAUGACGAAGAGGACGUGUUUACACACGUUUAGGAGAGAACAUGAUCGGUUCUGGGUUCUUGCUGCUCAUCCCACGCUGAAUCUUUUUGCUGCCGGACAUGACGCCGGCAUGCUCGUCUUCAAGUUGGAAAGAGAACGUCCUGCCCACACGGUCGUUGGCAAUUUGGUGUACUACAUCAAGGAGCGAUUCCUGAGGCGGCUUGACUUGGGGUCGAGUAAGGACAUUGCGGUGAUGCAACUGCGUGGCGGCUACAGGACGCCAGUGCAUCAAAUAUCUUACAAUCCUGCCGAAAAUGCUUUGCUCGUUGUGAACAGGACUUCCAAUUCGGAGAAUUCCGUGUAUGAUUUUUACGCUGCCGUGCCGAAUCCGGAUACAACGUCGUCGUCAGACAAUGAUAGCCCUGAUGCUCCUGAAAGCAAGCGUUCUGCCGGAUUGACUGCGGUUUGGGUUGCGAGGAAUCGUUUCGCCGUUUUUGACAAGACGCAUUCGCUUGUCAUCAAGAACCUCAAGAACGAAGUGACGAAGAAAGUGCAAAUUCCGAAUUGCGAAGAAAUUUACUAUGCUGGGACAGGAGUUCUGCUGCUUCGUGAUGCCGACACUGUGACUUUAUUCGAUAUCCAACAAAAACGUGCUUUGGUUCACACCAAGUUUGCGAAGUGCCGACACGUUGUCUGGUCAUCGGACAUGGCCCACGUGGCGCUUUUGUCACGACAUCAAGUGGCCCUGUGCACCAGAAAACUGGAACCCCUCUGCACGAUUCAGGAAACGGCGAAGAUCAAGUCUGGAGCCUGGGACGAUUCUGGCGUCUUUAUUUACACUACUGCGAAUCACAUCAAAUACGCUAUUAUGUCCUCUGGGGAUUCGGGGAUCGUGAGAACUUUGGACGUGCCCAUUUACAUCACGAAAGUUCGAGGUAACACCCUGUAUUGUCUGGACCGAGAUGCUCGUCCAAUUUCCUUGACCAUCAACCCGACCGAGUACAAGUUCAAACUCGCACUCAUCAACCGGCGAUACGACGAGGUACUCCACAUGGUCCGCACUUCGAAGCUCGUGGGUCAAAGCAUCAUUGCCUAUCUGCAAAAACGCGGCUUCCCCGAAGUCGCCCUUCACUUUGUGAAAGACGAAAGAACCCGUUUCGGACUCGCUCUGGAAUGCGGCAACAUUGACGCCGCCUUGGACGCUGCUCGUGCUUUGGACGACAAAGCGUGUUGGGACCGACUCGGAGAAGCCGCGCUCAUGCGAGGCAAUCACCAGGUCGUCGAAAUGUGUUACCAGAGGACGAAGAACUUCGACCGACUCGCCUUCUUGUAUUUAAUCACCGGCAAUUUGGAUAAGUUGAGGAAGAUGAUGAAGAUUGCGGAGAUGUCCUUCCUGUGA